Magallana angulata is the source of this 2247-nucleotide messenger RNA. RefSeq names its product ankyrin-1-like. The record is from RefSeq and is a predicted model, not a curated record. NCBI's taxonomy places the organism in Eukaryota, Metazoa, Mollusca, Bivalvia, Ostreida, Ostreidae. The transcript has 8 exons. Gene Ontology annotation, molecular function: protein binding. The coding region runs from base 1 to 2247 and encodes 748 amino acids.
AUGGCCGAAGAAAGAAUGCCAACUGUUUUGCUCUUAGUGCCAGUAGCAUAUUUAGGCGUCCUUUUUUGCGAUUGCAGACCAUUGGACGGAUAUGCAUAUCCAGUCUAUACAACAGAAGUCUGUCCCAGAAAUAUGACAGAGUGGCAGGAGAGAUCGUUCUUCCUCAACUGUACCAAGAAAAACGCCUAUAUGUGUGUUCCUAAUGAAAACAUCACGGAACUCUUGGAGUUCUGUUACUCUCUGCCUCAAAUACAGAUUGUGAAAGGCUUAUGUAUGUUUUUAUACAAACGUCAUUCUACUCUCGACGCCUAUGAAUGUGAUCAUUUUACUGAAGGAUGCCCUAGUAGUAAUUACCGAAGCCAGAACGUUAGUAUUUAUCAGAGUUGUGUUGCCAUUGCAAAUGGAUGUUUUGUUGCUGAUCCAAUCUGUAACAAAAAUCUUACUUUACCAGAGAAUGAACAAAACAAAGAGUACCAUAAGCAUGAGAAAAAAUUCGACAUGAAGGGAAAUAUAGUGCAGGAACUGAAAGUAAACCAAUGUGAUAUGAUGGAAAUGACAGAUAUAGAUUCGAACCAAAUAAACGAAACAGAUCAAUUGAAUCUGAACGAGAGCGAAACUAAAGAUAAUGCUAGUAACAAAAAUACCAAAAGUUUCGUCUAUUCUCCCCUGAGAAUCGCAUGUAGCAAAGGUGACGACACUCAUGUGAAAUGCUUAAUAGAACAGGGUGCAGGAAUUAAUGUCUUGGACAAAGAUGGAUAUUGUCCACUAUCUAUAGCAUGUUACAAUGGACAUGAUACUACUGUACAACUUUUACUUAACAAAGGUGCGGAUAUCACCUUGUGUGAGGAGACCGGAGCCAGUCCUCUCCAUAUAGCUUGUGAAAAAGGAAAUGAUAGAACUGUACAAGUUUUACAUAAUAAUGGUGCAGAUAUCAAUUUGUGUAAUGAUAUUGGACACAGUCCUCUCUAUAAAGCCUGUCAAAACGGACAUGACAGCACUGUACAACUUUUACUAAACAAUGGCGUGGAUAUUAAUUUAUGUAAGAAGACCGGAGCCAGUCCUCUCUAUAUAGCCUGUCAAAACGGACAUCAUAGCACUGUACAACUUUUACUGAACAAUGGUGCUGAUAUCAAUAUAUGUAAUAAGUAUGGAGUCAGUCCUCUCUAUACAGCUUGUCAGAAUGGACACGACAGCACUGUAAACCUUUUACUAAACAAUGGUGCUGAUAUCAAUUUUUGUAAUAAGUACGGAGUCAGUCCUCUCUAUAUUGCCUGUCGAGAGGAACAUGAAAACACAGUACAACUUUUACUGGAAAAUGGUGCGGAUAUCAAUUUGUGUGAGGAGACCGGAGCCAGUCCUCUUUAUAUAGCUUGUUUAUCCGGGCAGGAAGUUACAGUAGAACUUUUACUUAAAAAUGGUGCGGAUAUCAAUUUAUGUUAUAAGAACGGAGCAAGUCCUCUCCAUAUCGCUUGUCACAAGGGACAUGAUAGCACUGUGCAACUUCUACUUAACAAAAGUGCAGAUAUUAAUUUGUGUAAUGAUUCCAAAGUCAGUCCUCUCUAUAUUGCCUGUCAGGAGGGAUAUGACAGCACUUACGGAGUCAGUCCUCUCUAUAUUGCCUGUCGAGAGGAACAUGAAAACACAGUACAACUUUUACUGGAAAAUGGUGCGGAUAUCAAUUUGUGUGAGGAGACCGGAGCCAGUCCUCUUUAUAUAGCUUGUUUAUCCGGGCAGGAAGUUACAGUAGAACUUUUACUUAAAAAUGGUGCGGAUAUCAAUUUAUGUUAUAAGAACGGAGCAAGUCCUCUCCAUAUCGCUUGUCACAAGGGACAUGAUAGCACUGUGCAACUUCUACUUAACAAAAGUGCAGAUAUUAAUUUGUGUAAUGAUUCCAAAGCAAGUCCUCUUUAUAUUGCCUGUCAGGAGGGAAAUGACAGCACUGUACAACUUUUACUUAACAAUGGUGCGAAUAUCAAUUUGUGUGAGGAGACUGGAGCCAGUCCUCUAUAUAUAGCUUCUGCAAAGGGACAUGAUAGCACUGUACAACUUUUACUUAACAAAAGUGCGGAUAUCAAUUUAUGUGAAGAGACCAGAGCCAGUCCUCUCUUUAUAGCUUCUGGAAAGGGACAUGAUAGCACUAUCAAAUUUGUCUUCAUAAUUCUUGAAUAUUGUUUCAAUUAUCUAAUAUUUGCACAACCAGUAAUUUUUUUUUAUCAAUAUGUCUGGUAUUUCCUCGGGCGAUUUUAA